This is a messenger RNA of Lactuca sativa (garden lettuce), 504 nucleotides long. RefSeq lists its product as uncharacterized. Gene Ontology annotation, cellular component: replication fork. Gene Ontology annotation, biological process: DNA replication. NCBI's taxonomy places the organism in Eukaryota, Viridiplantae, Streptophyta, Magnoliopsida, Asterales, Asteraceae. The record is from RefSeq and is a predicted model, not a curated record.
AUGGAGUAUUUGAACUCGCUAAAUGUUAGUGGUGUACCCCCUCAUUAUCUUCGGUUAAAAACUGGGUGCCCUGUAAUACUUUUGCGAAAUAUCGAUCCUUCAAAUGGGUUAUGUAAUGGCACCAGAUUGAUAUGUCGAGCUUUCCAACAAAAUGUCAUUGAUGCAGAGAUAGCUGUUGGCCAACAUGCUGGAAAAAGAGUGUUUUUACCAAGAAUUCCUCUAUGUCCGUCUGACGAUGAGAUGUUCCCAUUCAAACUUAAGAGAAAGCAGUUUCCAAUUCAGCUUAGUUUCUCUAUGACAAUCAAUAAAGCUCAGGGACAAACAAUUCCAAAUGUAGGUGUUUAUCUACCAGAAUCGGUAUUCUCACAUGGCCAGCUUUAUGUGGCGUUGUCCAGAGGAAUAUCACGUGUCAAUACCAAGGUAUUAGUAAAGCCGGAAAAAACGUUUGAUAAUGAUGGAAUCUACACAUCAAACAUUGUGUACAAAGAAGUGUUAUGUGAUUAA